Dictyostelium discoideum AX4 is the source of this 192-nucleotide messenger RNA. RefSeq lists its product as hypothetical. The coding region runs from base 1 to 192 and encodes 63 amino acids. The transcript is spliced from 2 exons. Lineage: Eukaryota; Evosea; Eumycetozoa; Dictyosteliales; Dictyosteliaceae. The record is from RefSeq and is a predicted model, not a curated record.
AUGGUAGAGAUAGAGAGAGAGAUUUAUAGAAUUGAAAUAGAUAUAUCAAUUACAUCAAAUGAUGUAACUAAACCACUUUUAACACCAGAUGGAAAUAAUAAAAUACAACCAAUUCAAUCAAAUCCUAAUAAUUAUAGUACCAUUCAAUUUCCAAAAUCAAAUGUAUAUAAAACCAAAUCAACCUCAAAAUAA